GGGAAGGGAAGUCGAUGGGUUCUCGAAUCGCUGCCCCUGGGUUUCGGUUUUUCUUUGCACGGGAUUUGGUCACUGGUUUUCCGUCUUUGGUUUGUCGAACGCAUCCCGCCCUCCCCAUUCUCUUCCCCACUCCUUGGAUCCAGCCCUGGGCGUUCACGUCAGCCCUCUUACCCCGCCGUAAGCCCCCUCCCGGCCCCCGGGCGGCCCUGGCGCGGAGGCGGUAACUAUGGAGAACAUGGCGGAGGAGGAGCUGCUGCCCCCGGAGAAGGAGGAGGUGGCCCAGGUCCUGACCCCGGCCCCGGACUCGGCUCCGGUCCCAGCUCCGGCCCCAGACUCGGCUCCGACUCCGGCCUCGGCUUCAGCCCCAGCCCUUGCCCAGGCUGCGGCCCUGUCCCCGUCCCUAGCCUCUGUCCCAGAGGAGGCUGAAAGCAAGAGACACAUCUCAAUUCAAAGGCAACUUGCUGAUCUAGAGAAGUUAGCUUUGGUAACUGAAGGAGAUUUUGACUCUGCCAGUUCACUGAACUCUGAUAAUCUUGAUGCAGGAAACAAACAGGCUUGCCCAUUGUGUCCUAAUGAAAAAUUCAGAGCUUGUAACAGUCAUAAACUUCGUCGGCACCUUCAGAAUUUACACUGGAAAGUCUCAGUUGAAUUUGAAGGUUACAGGAUGUGCAUCUGUCACUUACCUUGUCGACCAGUAAAACCAAACAUUAUUGGAGAACAGAUAUCCAGUAAAAUGGGAGCCCAUUAUCAUUGUAUCAUUUGUUCAGCAACAAUCACCAGAAGAACUGAUAUGCUAGGACAUGUUAGGCGCCAUGUGAAUAAAGGAGAGACUAAGUCCAGUUAUAUUGCUGCCUCUACUCCUAAACCAUCUAAUGAAAUUUUGAAAGAAGCAGACACAGAUGUACAAGUUUGUCCUAACUAUUCCAUACCUCAGAAAACAGAUUCUUAUUUUAAUCCCAAAAUGAAACUAAAUCGACAACUAAUAUUCUGUACAUUGGCUGCUUUGACUGAGGAACGCAAACCUUUGGAAUGUCUAGAUGCUUUUGGAGCCACCGGUAUAAUGGGAUUGCAGUGGGCAAAACAUCUUGGAAAUGCAGUCAAAGUUACAAUUAAUGACUUGAAUGAAAACUCUGUAACACUGAUUCAGGAAAACUGCCAUUUAAACAAAUUGAAAGUUGUGGUAGACAGUAAAGAAAAGAAAGAGAGUGAUGAUAAUCUUGAGGAAGGAGAAGAAAAUCUUGGUAACAUUAAAGUGACCAAAAUGGAUGCCAAUGUACUAAUGCAUUUGAGAUCUUUUGAUUUCAUACACCUAGACCCUUUUGGAACAUCCGUGAACUACCUAGAUUCUGCUUUCAGAAAUAUAAGAAACCUUGGCAUAGUAUCAGUGACUUCUACAGAUAUCAGUUCCUUAUAUGCCAAAGCACAACAUGUUGCACGACGUCACUACGGGUGUAAUAUUGUCCGAACAGAAUAUUACAAGGAACUAGCAGCCAGAAUUGUUGUAGCGGCGGUGGCAAGAGCUGCAGCCCGGUGUAACAAAGGCAUAGAAGUACUGUUUGCAGUGGCUCUGGAACAUUUUGUUUUGGUGGUUGUAAGAGUUUUGAGGGGACCUACUUCUGCAGAUGAAACAGCCAAAAAGAUUCAGUACUUAAUCCAUUGUCAGUGGUGUGAAGAAAGAAUUUUUCAGAAGGAUGGUAACAUGGUGGAAGAAAACCCAUAUAGACAGUUGCCAUGUAACUGUCAUGGAAGCAUGCCUGGAAAGACAGCAAUAGAACUUGGACCACUGUGGUCAAGUUCCCUUUUCAAUACUGGAUUCCUCAAAAGAAUGUUAUUUGAAUCUGUUCACCAUGGAUUGGAUGACAUUCAGACCCUAAUAAAAACAUUAAUUUUUGAAUCAGAGUGUACGCCUCAGAGUCAGUUUUCAGUUCAUGCACCUUCAAAUCUCAGCAAGCAAGAAGAAAAUGGUGUAUCUGUUAAAACUACAGAUGAUACCACAACAGAUUACAGUGCCCAAGGAAAGAGAAAAAGUAACGAAAUGAUUACAAAUGUAGUCAAGAAGCAAAAGACUGAUGUCAUUACUGAGCAUCCUCCCUUCUAUUACAACAUCCACAGACACAGCAUUAAAGGAAUGAACAUGCCAAAGCUAAAAAAGUUUUUGUGCUAUCUUUCUCAAGCAGGCUUUCGAGUAAGCCGAACUCAUUUUGACCCAAUGGGUGUCCGUACCGAUGCACCUCUGAUCCAGUUUAAAUCUAUCCUUUUAAAGUACAGCACCCCCACUUACACUGGAGGACAAUCAGAAGGCCAUCUCCAGUCAGCAGCAGAGGAUACAGUAGCCGACAGGGUUGAAAUGUCAGUGAAUGACAAAGCUGAAGCAAGUAGCUGCAGAAGAUGGUAAACAAGAGGGGGCAGGGGAUUUAGCUCAGCGGCACAGCGCCUGCCUGGCAAGCACGAGGUCAUGAGUUCAAUUUCCGGUACCGGGAAAAAAAAAAAAUGGUAAAUAGAAGGAAAAAUUUAUUCUCAGGUGUCUGUAUAGAUGGCUCAGUGUUUCUCUAUGCCAACUGUAGUUCUUUUUCUAUUGUUUCAAUUCAGUGGUAUGAAAAUAAACAGUGCUGCUUUCAUUCAGAAAAUUAGCAGUUUCUAACUUAGCUGGUUUGGGAGCUUUUCAAGUUUUUCUUAUUUUAAAGAAAACUUAAAAUUUUAAUGGAAACAUGUCAUAUGAAGCAAAGGUUCUGACUGAGAUCACCCUACUAUUUAGUAAUUCAGUUAACUUUCACAUGCUUAGUGUUCACAAUUCAUGUAUACUGUAGAAACUGUCCUUUACCAUUCUUUUUUUCCUUUUUUUUCCCUUCUUUAGUGCUGCAGAUCAAACCCUGGGGCCUCAUACAUUGCUAGGCAGGCACUUAACCACUGAGCUACAUCCUCAGCCAUUUUUUUUUAAGACAGGAUCUUGCUGUGUCACCCAAGCUUGCCUGGAAAUCGUGGGCCUAAUCAUUCCUGCCUUAGCCUCCUGAGUAGCUGGAACUACAGAUGUGUGCCACCAUACCCAUGUUAGGCUUUAUUAUUCUUAAUCAUGUUUCUACCUGAACUGAUCCAUGGUAUUUGUUUUUCUGUGGUUAGUAUACAAAUGAAAACAAAACCUUUUACUUAGCAAAAUGACCCUGAGUAAAACAUUCUUCCAGGUCAUUGAUGUGUUUCACAAAUAUAAAGCUAAAAUACCUUCCCGUUUUUAACAAAUCAUAUUCCACACACUGGUCAGACACAGGGUGCUGAGUUUGAUUCGCAGUACCACCCCUCCAAGAAAAAGAAAGUAAAUAGUUGCCUGAGACAGAAUACAUUUUUUACAGGUAUGUAAUCUAGAUGACCAAACUUCAGUGUAAAAUUUUUGUCAAACACACUAAGACCAGUGUUCUAAUAUAAUUGUUCACAAAUACUAAAAUCUCAAGGAGGGAUUUUAUUGUGAAUUAAACAGGUUGGGUGAUCUCAAGUGCCUCAGUUAAUGCAUGUCCAGUAUCCAUUUGAUUAGUUGUGCUACCUACCAAUCAGAAGUAAAAACUGUCAUCUUACAAAGUGAAGAUUUUUUUGGUUUUGGAAUUGUUUUUCUUUGGUUGGCUUUUCUAGUUUUGUUGUAUGUGUAUAUUUGUGUAAAGUUUUUGUAAUAGUUGCCCAGGCUAACAUAAUUAUAAAAAUCAGUUGGAAAAAAAA
This is a messenger RNA of Chinchilla lanigera (long-tailed chinchilla), 3702 nucleotides long. RefSeq names its product tRNA methyltransferase 1 homolog (S. cerevisiae)-like (gene Trmt1l). Gene Ontology annotation, biological process: tRNA N2-guanine methylation. Gene Ontology annotation, molecular function: RNA binding. Gene Ontology annotation, cellular component: nucleus. The transcript is spliced from 15 exons. Lineage: Eukaryota; Metazoa; Chordata; Mammalia; Rodentia; Chinchillidae. Bases 227 to 2395 code for a protein of 722 amino acids. The record is from RefSeq and is a predicted model, not a curated record.